This is a messenger RNA of Amblyraja radiata (thorny skate), 1520 nucleotides long. Its product is annotated as protein Wnt-3a. Lineage: Eukaryota; Metazoa; Chordata; Chondrichthyes; Rajiformes; Rajidae. Gene Ontology annotation, molecular function: frizzled binding; cytokine activity. Gene Ontology annotation, biological process: cell fate commitment; canonical Wnt signaling pathway; multicellular organism development. Bases 21 to 1085 code for a protein of 354 amino acids. Gene Ontology annotation, cellular component: extracellular region. The record is from RefSeq and is a predicted model, not a curated record. The transcript has 4 exons.
AAAAAAAUCGCUGACUAGUUAUGGAAAUGCGACUGUUUGGAUACUACUUGGUUCUGCUCAACGUGAAGCAAGUCAUAGCAAGUUAUCCAGUGUGGUGGUCGUUGGCCGUCAGUCAUCAAUACUCCACGCUGGCAACUCACCCCAUCCUGUGCGGAAGCAUCCCCGGACUGGUACCCAAGCAACUCCGCUUCUGCCGCAACUACAUGGAGAUCAUGCCCAGCGUGGCCCAGGGGGUGAAGAUUGGCAUUCAGGAAUGCCAGCAUCAGUUCCGCGGGAGAAGGUGGAACUGCACGACCAUCGAGGAUAAUUUGGCAAUCUUCGGGCCCGUCUUGGACAAAGCCACGCGGGAGUCGGCCUUUGUCCACGCCGUUGCGUCCGCCGGUGUCGCCUUCUCCAUCACCCGCUUCUGCGCGGAGGGCACGGCCAACAUCUGCGGCUGCGACGGGCGGCACAAGGGGCAGCCGGGCGAAGGCUGGAAGUGGGGCGGCUGCAGCGAGGACGUGGAGUUCGGCGGCAUGGUGUCGCGGGAGUUCGCCGACGCCCGGGAGAACCGGCCCGACGCUCGGUCCGCCAUGAACCGGCACAACAACGAGGCCGGCCGCAUGGCCAUUUUGGACCACAUGCACCUGAAAUGUAAGUGCCACGGCCUGUCGGGGAGUUGUGAAGUCAAGACCUGCUGGUGGUCUCAGCCCGACUUUCGUGUGAUUGGGGAUUACCUGAAGGACAAGUACGACAGCGCCUCGGAGAUGAUGGUGGAGAGGCACCGGGAGUCGCGGGGUUGGGUCGAGACCCUCAGCCCCAAGUACGCCCUGUUCAAGGCUCCAACCGAGAGGGACCUGGUCUACUAUGACCCGUCGCCGAACUUCUGCAGCCACAACCCCGAGACGGGCUCGUUCGGCACCCGCCACCGCCAGUGCAACCUGACGUCGCACGGCAUCGAUGGCUGCGAGCUGCUGUGCUGUGGUCGUGGCCAUGACACCAGGACGGAGAGGCGCAGGGAGAAAUGCCACUGCAUCUUCCACUGGUGCUGCCACGUCAGCUGCCAGGAGUGCACGCGCGUCUACGACGUUCACACCUGCAAGUAGCGGCGGCAAACGGGGGGCGCACAGUCCUCGCUGACGAGACACACACGCGCACGUGCACGCACACACACACACACGCACACACGCACAAGGCUGGAGUAACUCAGUGGGAACCAGCUGCAACACGUACGGAGAGGUGACCAAGCGUUCGGGUCGAGACCCUUCGUCACCAACACCAGACCCAUCACCGACACCCAUGGUCCUCGCUGAAGUAUCUCACCACGUUGGGAGGUCAUGGCUCCAGGCCGGGACUGUCUUCACUUGGUCCUCCUGCCUUGGGAGACGAGGCCUCUGAAAUGACUAAUGUGGAACUAAUGUUGGCCAGAACCAGACUGCGAAAAAUAUAGCUGACACAAACACGACGCAAGAGACUGCAAGUGCUGGAAUCUUGAGCAAAAAGAAACUAACUACUGUUCUAUGUUUAAGAAAGAACUGCAG